Molecule: messenger RNA, 303 nt
Organism: Funneliformis caledonium
Lineage: Eukaryota; Fungi; Glomeromycota; Glomeromycetes; Glomerales; Glomeraceae
Source: the annotation of a GenBank genome assembly
AUGUACGAUUCUUCAUUCAUAUCAUCCUCAAGAGAUUGGAUAAUUCGUGUCGGUUAUAAUACGUAUGUUACGACAAUAUUAUUAGGAUUGACGAAUAGUUUAUUUUAUUUCAUCACUGUGAGAAUAAUUUGGAAGCGGUGGGCAGUCGGGAAAUCAAAUGAUAAUAAAGUGAGUAAUAAUCAUGAGCAUUUUAUUGAUAUGGAACACAUCGAUGAAAUGGAUGAUAGUACCAUCGGUAAUUCUGAUAUUGAUGAUGAUGUGGAAGAUUCGGAAGUAUUGAUAAGAAUUAGUAGUGAAAUGUAG